Messenger RNA from Amphibalanus amphitrite, 1008 nucleotides. RefSeq names its product serine/arginine repetitive matrix protein 3-like. Bases 1 to 1008 code for a protein of 335 amino acids. The transcript has a single exon. The record is from RefSeq and is a predicted model, not a curated record. Lineage: Eukaryota; Metazoa; Arthropoda; Thecostraca; Balanomorpha; Balanidae.
AUGAACACGUCUCUCAACAUCACCUCAUACAAGCUCCAGGCCGAGCUCUCUGACAAGGGCACCGCCCUAUACAUACACACGACGACACACCAGGAAUCCGAGGCACUGCUCAAACUGACCAGCAUUGGAGCCAUCCCGGUCGAGGUCAAGGACCCCAUCACACGUGUCCAGGGGUCCAUCUGGGCCCCAGAGCUCGACAUGCUCGAUCCAGCCGACCUCCUCGAGGGCUUCGGUCCUCAGGGGGUCACAGCGGUGUUCCGGCCGCCGCGAGGGCCUAAAGCUAUCCUGCACCUGACGUUCAGUGGUAGCUCCCUCCCUGACCGCGUCACGGCAGGAUACCUGUCCUACAGGACCCGCCUGGUCGUGCCGAAGCCCCGGCGCUGCCGCCGCUGCCAAAAGUAUGGACACGGCGAGGCCCAGUGCCGGGGACAUGAGGUGUGUGGCCGCUGUAGCGGCCGCCACUCGACCACUGACUGCACCGCCACCCAUCCGGCCUGCCCCGCUUGUGGUGGAAGUCACGAGGCGUCCCAUCGGGACUGCCCCAGGUGGCUCCAGGAGAUGCAGGUUGCCACUCUCAUCCAUCGGCAGCGCAUGCCCCCGAAGCAGGCGCGAGCCAUGGCCAGCCGGGACUUCGGGUUCCAGGCCCCUACACCUCGCCGUCGCCUGGCCGAGAGCCCGCCGAGGCCCAGUGAUCUCAAGGCGUUCCCUCCACUGUCCUCUGAGGACGAGGAGGGCAAAGCUGCCGACUCUCCCGUCACUCCGGCCACGGUCCGGAAAGCCCCUCGCCCUCCCCCCGAGCGCCGCAGCAGCAGCGAGAGCAGCUGCUCGCCGCCAGCGACCACCGACACUGAGGGCGAGGAGGAUCAGCCGUCCUCCUCCAAGGAGCCGGGGACAGACACAGAGUCUUGGGCAACCGUCAAGCCCAAACGCCACUCAAAAGCGAACCAGCCCAGGCGGUCCACAAGAGCCACCCGGGGAGCCAAACCCAACACACAACACACUGAAUAA